AUGAAUGAAAAGCAGCAUAUUCGAAACAUUAUUGAUCAGAAUGUACAUCAAUCCCGAAUAGAUUAUCGAGUUCAACUAGAAGCUUCAGUUGAUUGCAUUCGGUUUCUUCUAAGACAAGGCCUUGCCUUUCGUGGUCAUGACGAGUCAGAGAACUCAAGCAAUCAAGGUAACUUUCUUCAGGUUUUGCAAUUUCUCGUUGAUCACAAUGAUGAAGUGAGAGCUGUUGCAUUGAAGAAUGCUCCUGAAAAUCUUAGAUUGACAUCACCUAGGAUUCAAAAGUACAUUGUUAAUGCUGCUGCUGUUGAAACUACAAAUGUUAUUAUGAGAAACAUGAGUGAUGCCUUUUUUUCUAUCCUAGUUGAUGAAUCUAGGGAUGUAUCUGUGAAGGAGCAAAUGGCUGUUACCUUUCGUUAUGUGGAUAAAAAUGGGUGUGUGAUUGAAUCCUUCAUAGGCAUUGAACAUGUAGCGAGUACUACUGCAAUCUCACUUAAGAAAGUUAUAGAUGCACUAUUCUCUAAACAUGGAUUAAGCUUCUCUAGGAUACGUGGUCAAGGUUACGAUGGCGCCAGUAAUAUGAGUGGAGAACUUAAUGGUCUGAAGACCCUUAUUUUGAAGGAUAACUCGAGUGCCUUUUAUGUCUUUGCAUCAAUUGGUAGUGUUGUAAACAUUGUUGGGGCAUCUUCUAAACAUCGAGACAUUCUUCGAGAAAAGCAAGCUCUUAAAGUCAUUGAGGCACUUAAAGUUGGAGAACUUACAAGUGGACACGGACUCAAUCAAGAAACUGAAAUUAAGCAUUCAUGUGAUACGCGUUGGAGCUCACAUUAUGGUACUCUUCUAAACUUUACUGUCAUGUUUUCUUCCAUAAUUGAUGUGUUGGAUGAAAUAGCAUUUGAUAAAGUGAGUUCUGAUCAGAAGCAUGAAGCUUUUAUUUCUUUGAAGUUGCUGCAAUCAUUUGAUUUCAUAUACAGUUUGCAUUUGAUGAGAAUUAUACUUGGAAUCACUCAUGAGUUAUCACAAGCACUACAAAAAGAUGGUCAGGACAUAGUGAAUGCUAUGGAUUUAGUGAAAGUGUGCAAGAGAAAAUUGCAGACUUUUAGGGAGAGUGGAUGGCUUUCUUUGUUUGAGCAGGUUGUUCUAUUUUGUGGAAAAGAGAAUAUUAGUGUUCCAAACAUGGAUGAUCAAUAUGAGCUAGAUAACCGUUUCAGUGAGGCUACUACUGAACUUCUCCUUUGUUUGGCAUCUCUAAAGUUGUUGUUGCUAGAAUGUCAGUUAGAGACUUAUAUUGAUGAUAUGCGAUCUAACAACAAGUUCCAAGAAUUGCAAGGGAUUGCUGAUCUUGCAAAGAAAUUAGUUGAGACAAGAAAGCAUAAGACAUAUCCUUAUGUUUAUUUGCUGAUCACUUUGGCUCUAGUACUUCCUGUUGCAACACCCUCUGUUGAAAGAGCUUUCUCUGCCAUGAAUAUUAUAAAGAAUCGAAUUCGCAAUCGAAUGGGAGAUCAAUGGAUGAAUGACUGCUUAAUUGUAUAUCUUGAGAAGGAUAUAUUCAAUUCCAUUGACAAUGAGUCUAUUAUUCAGCGAUUUCAAAACAUGGCACCUCGUAGAGGACAAUUAUAG
Molecule: messenger RNA, 1614 nt
Organism: Rosa chinensis
Lineage: Eukaryota; Viridiplantae; Streptophyta; Magnoliopsida; Rosales; Rosaceae
Product: zinc finger MYM-type protein 1-like
Exons: 4
Coding region: 1-1614 (537 amino acids)
Molecular function (GO): protein dimerization activity
Source: RefSeq, a predicted model, not a curated record